AUGCGUAAAAGGUCGCCGCAACUCCUCAGCCUGCAUGCUCUGAAGGACCCGUGCAGCGAAGUGAGCUGCAGCUACGGCAGCACCUGCGUCCAGUCAUCCGACGGCCUGUCGGCCAAGUGCAUGUGCCCCCUGAGCUGCGAGGGCGUGGCCCGGGAGGGGGUGUGCGGCAGCGACGGCAAAGACUACCGCAACCAGUGUGAGCUCCACAAGCACGCCUGCGACGCCCAGCAGAACGUCCAGCUGCAGCACCAGGGGCCCUGCGACCCCUGUAAGGACAGUGAGAACAGCCUGAACGUGGCGUGCAGGGUGGAGCUUCGUACCCGUCGCCCGCUGGUGUUCGCCCCGCCCGAGUCCUGCCCGCCUGGUGGUGACGCGCUGUGUGCCAGUGACGGCCAGACCUACAACAGCGAGUGUCACAUGACGCGGGUGGGCAUGCUGCAGAACCUCGACAUCAAGAAGGUCCACGCCGGGCGCUGCAGGACGCAAGAGGACUGCCAGGAGGAGUGCCAGUUCAACUCUGUGUGUCUGGUGGAGCGCCUGGGGGCCCGCUGCUCCUGCGAGCCGCUCCUGUGCGACGGCAGCUACAAGCCGCUGUGCGGCAGGGACGGACACACAUACAGCAACGACUGCGAGCGGCGCAGGGCGGAGUGCCAGUCCAAGAGCCACAUCCCCGUCAAGCAGCUGGGCCCGUGUGAUCUGCACGCGCCCAGCCCGUGCCAGCAGAAGGCGUGUGAGUUUGGGGCGGUGUGCGUGGUGAAGAACGACGAGCCGGUGUGCGAGUGUCCCGAGGCGUGCUCCCAGCUGCACGACCCGGUCUGCGGCAGCGACGGCCACACCUACCGCAGCUCCUGCGCCAUGAGGGCCGUGGGCUGCGUGCUGCAGAGGAGGAUCAACAUCCAGCACAAAGGACCCUGCGACAAGGCCUGUGCCAACUGCUCCUUCGGGGCGAUCUGUGACUCUCAGACGGGGGGGUGCGUGUGUCCGUCGGAGUGUGUGGAGACCCACCAGCCCGUGUGUGGCAGCGACGGCUCCACCUACGACAGCGAGUGUGAGCUCCAUGUGCGUGCCUGCACCAAGCAGCUGGACCUCAGCGUGGUCGCACAGGGAGAAUGCAAGACAUGUGGCAGCACUGUGUGCGGGUGGGGCGCACGCUGCGUCCAGAACAAGUGUGAGUGCCCGCAGUGCCCCGUCCAGGCCAACUCACCCGUGUGCGGCACAGACGGCAUCAGCUACGACAACGCCUGCGAGCUGCAAGUGGCAUCUUGUAUUCUGAAGAAGAGGAUCGAGACGGCCAAGCCAGGCAGCUGCGACGAAGACUGCGGCUCUGGAGGCUCGGGCUCGGGGGUUGAGAGCUGUGAACAGGACCGCUGUCGUACCUUCGGAGGCUGGUGGGACGAGGACGCAGAAGACGACCGCUGUGUGUGUGACUUCACCUGCCAGAGCGUUCCUCGCAACCCGGUCUGCGGCUCGGAUGGAAACACGUACAGCAGCGAGUGCGAGCUGAAGAAGGCCAGGUGUGAGAGAGAGGAGCACCUGCUGAUCCAGAACCAGGGACCCUGUACAGCCCUGCCCGGCACACCGCCCCCAGCGCUGGAGCUGCAGCACUGCAGUGAGACGGUGUACGGCUGCUGCAACGACAACCAGACUACCGCUCUCGGCGUGGGCCUGGCCGGCUGUCCCAGCACGUGUCAGUGCAACACCCACGGUUCCUACAAGGGGACGUGUGACGCGGCCAGCGGCCAGUGCUCCUGCAAGCCCGGGGUCGGGGGGCACAAGUGCGACCGCUGCGAGCCCGGCUUCUGGAACUUCCGGGGCAUCGUCACGGAGAACAUGAGCGGCUGCACGCCAUGUAACUGUGACUCGGUGGGCUCGGUGAGAGAUGACUGUGAGCAGAUGUCUGGCCUGUGCUCCUGCAAGGUGGGAGUGAAGGGGAUGAAGUGUAACGUGUGCCCUGACGGCAGCAAGAUGGGCAUGAGCGGCUGUGACAAAGGCUCUCACGUCCCAACCUCCUGUAAAGAGCUGGACUGCAAGUUCGGUGCCUCUUGUGUGGAGGUCAACAACCAGGCCCACUGUGAAUGUCCUUCCCCUGACUGUGACGAGAAGAACAAGACCAAGGUGUGUGGGUCUGAUGGAGUGACCUAUGCGGACCACUGCCAGCUGAGGACCAUUGCCUGUAGGCAGGACAAGCACAUCAGUGUGGACUACCAUGGCCAGUGCACAGAAACCAUCUCCGAGCUGGGAAGGCCCAACCCCCUCCCCCCCGCCACCCCACCCCGCAAAGCCGUCACCACCCCCUCCACCCCCAAAGUCAAGCACCCCCUGGUGAAGUCCCCCCCGGCCCCCUACGUGGAGGCCCUGCCGCCCACCAGAGCCCCAGAGAGCACCCCCACCAACCGCCCCGCCACCACCACCACCUACCACCACCACCAGCCACCCCACGCCACCCCGCCCCGCCUGCCCAGCCACACCAGCACCAGCUCCUCCAUCGCCUUCGAGGACUCUGGGAGCGGGGAGCCCAGCGGAGACGACCAGACGGAGGAGGAGGAGGAGGAGGAGGAGGGUAGCACCGCGGCCGAGGCCAGCGGAGAGGAGCCAGUUGAUCCCAUUGCUGCCGCCACCACCAUCCCUACAGCGGAGGACCGCUCGUCGUGUGACAACACCCCCUUCGGUUGCUGCCCCGACGGCAAGACUGCCUCCAGCACCCCCGAGGGUGCCAACUGCCCCUCCACCAUGAGGUUCAGCGGGUUCCUGCACCUGGACCAGGUGGAAGGUCAAGAGGUCUUCUACACACCUGAGAUGGACGACCCCAAGUCGGAGCUGUUUGGAGAGACAGCCAGGAGCAUCGAGAGCGCUCUUAAUGAGUUGUUCAGGAAGUCGGAUGUCCAGAAGGUCAUGAUUGUUCGCGUGCACAGCCUGGCCCCCAGCAACUCCAUCCUGGCGUUUGUGGAGGCCCACUUCAACCCAGACACCAGGUUCUCUGUGGAAGACACCGAGCGUGCUCUGCUCAAGCAGCUGAAGAUCGUCAAGGAGACGUCCAUCGUGGUGAAGAAGCCUGAGGAGGAGAACAUUCGCUUCAACCACCCAGGCCUCUCCUCCCUCCCCUACUUCACCACCACCACCACCACCACAGCAACCAUGACCACGCCCACCCCCACCCCCUCCACCAUGACCACGCCACCACCUCAUUCAGCACCACACACCACAGUCCGUCCUCCCUUCACCUACCGGCCCCCCUACGUCACCCGCCGGCCCCCGACCACCCGGCGUACCACCACCACCCCCCGCCCCCACCGCCCACCACCGCCCAUGCCCACCACCAGCCCCCAGCUCCGGACCCGGCCCGAGCCCCACCACACCAAGCCCUGCCACUCCCACCCCUGCCUCCACGGGGGCACCUGUGAGGACGACGGAGACGACUUCACCUGCAUCUGCCCCGGCAGAGGGGGCGCCGUCUGCGAGAAAGUGUUUAACUACUUCACCCCGUCCUUCGGGGGGAAGUCCUACCUAGCCUUCCCCACCAUGAGAGCGUAUCACACGGUCCGCAUCGCCAUGGAGUUCCGGAGCUCGGAGCCGUCAGGCAUCCUGCUGUACAACGGCCAGCAGGGCAAGAAGGACUUCCUGUGCCUGUCCCUGGUGGGCGGCAAGGUGGAGCUGAGGUACAACACGGGCUCGGGCACGGCCAAGGUGACCAGCACGGUCCCUGUGUCGCAGGGCGGCUGGCACCAGCUGGUGGUGACCCGCAACCGGCGCAACGCCAUGCUGAGCGUGGACAACGAGCCUCACGUGGAGGGCCAGAGCCCCCGCGGCACUGACGGCCUCAACCUGGACACCGACCUCUACAUCGGGGGCUUCCCCGAGGACACCCUGGACGAGGUGAAGGAGAAGACCUCCAUGACCACGGGUCUGGUGGGCUGUGUGCGCAUGCUGGACGUCAACAACCGCCUGUACAACCUGCAGGAGAACGGGGGUGACGUCAUGUACGGCACCGCCGUGGGCGAGUGCGGCAACAACCCGUGUCUGCCCAACCCCUGCCGCAACGCCGGGUCCUGCCAGGUCCGCGAGGCCGAGAUGUUCCACUGCAAGUGCAUCAACAGCUACUGGGGUCCAACCUGCGCCGACCUCCACGACCCCUGCGAGCCCAACAAGUGCCACCCAUCGUCCAAGUGCCAGGUGCAGCCGGAGGGCGGGUACAAGUGCGACUGUCCAAUGGGCCGCGAGGGAACGCACUGCGAGAAAGUGUCUGAUAAGAAGGGUGCCUACCUGCCUCUCUUCAGUGGAGACUCCUACUUAGAGCUGAAGGGCCUGCAUCUCUACGGACACGACCUCCAGCAAAAGGUCAGCAUGACAGUCGUCCUCAUGGCCAACAGCUCCAACGGCAUGAUCUUCUACAACGGCCAGAAGACCGACGGCAAAGGAGACUUCAUCUCCCUUUCCCUCAACGACGGCAUCCUGGAGUUCCGUUAUGACCUGGGGAAGGGUCCCGCCGUCCUCAGGAGCAAGGAGAAGCUCAAGAUGAACGUGUGGAACACCGUGAACCUGGAGAGAGCCAAUCGCAAAGGACAGAUCACCGUCAACGGGAAGGACGCUGUCCUAGGAGAGUCUCCGAACCAGCACACCGCCCUCAACCUGAAGGAGUCUCUCUUCGUGGGAGGUGCUCCUGACUUGAGCCGGUUGGCCAGAGCCGCCUCCAUCAAGGACGGCUUCAAGGGAUCCAUCCAGAAGAUCACCCUGAUGGGAACCUCCAUCCUGAAGCAGGAGCACGCGCUGCACUCCAGCGGUGUGUCCAUGUUCGAGGACCACCCCUGCUCCCAGGAGCCCUGCCACAACGGGGGGCGCUGCAACCCUCUGCUGGAGGCCUACGAGUGCGUGUGUCUCCAUGGAUACACGGGGACACACUGUCAAAACACCAUCUACGAGAAGUCCGCAGGUGAAACGGAGGCCAUCGCAUUCGACGGCCGGACCUUCAUCGAGUACCACAACGCAGUCACCAAGAGUGAGAAGGCUCUGCUGGUGAACAAGUUUGAGCUGAGCAUCAGGACGGAGGCAACACAGGGCCUGGUGAUGUGGAGUGGGAAGGGCGUGGAGGGCUCCGACUACAUCGCCCUGGCCGUGGUGGACGGCCGCGUCCAGAUGACCUACGACCUGGGCUCCAAGCCCGUGGUGCUGCGCUCCUCUGUGCGCGUCAACACCAACCGCUGGAUACGCAUCAAGGCCAGCAGAGCCCUCAGGGAUGGUUCUCUCCAGGUGGGUAACGAGGCGGCAGUGACGGGGUCGUCUCCCCUGAUGGCCACUCAGCUGGACACAGACGGAGCCCUCUGGUUGGGCGGUCUGGAGGAGCUGGCGGUGGCCCGUCGCCUGCCCAAGGCCUACAGCACAGGCUUCGUGGGCUGUGUGAAGGACGUGUUAGUGGACGGUCUGGAGCUCCACCUGGUGGAGGAUGCCCUGAACAGCCCCAAAAUAUUACACUGUUCCUCCGCCAAAUAACCUGGCACCCCCUUCCUCCAUACCACCAUGUCUACUGCUGUAAUUAUUUUCUAUUUUUGUAUACUUUACAUUGCUUUUUAUAUUUGGGGAGAGAAAAAAAUGAAUACAUUGUGGAUUUUUUUUUUUUUUCACGUGUGUUUUUUGUUUUGUUUCGUUUUCUGCGCCUCUGUUCAUGAACCCCCAAACCCCCCCCCCACAGCAGACACCUCAUCAGAUCACACAGGUGUACGUCCAUAUGUUUGUGGUGUCGCAGGACAAGUGAAUAACACGUAUUACUGUGUACCUUUUGUUGUUUUAAAAACAAACGCGAACCAACCACCCUCGUUGCUCAUGACUUGAACAGUGACCACACUGGGGCUCCCCUAGUCCAGGUGCCAUAUCCACCCAUCAAUACACACAUUCCUGCAUCCUCACAUACCUACACAACAUAUUGAGUGUAUAUUCUAUACAUCAUCCACACAAACAUAAAGGAUUUAAUACAUUCAUCCUCCACACAGACAGACAGGAGUUAAUACAUACAUUCCCUUGUGCUGUGAGAGUCCUAAGCAGAGAUGCUGGGGUCCUCUGGCCCCGGAGCAGAGAGGCGAGGUCACUCUUCUGGCCUCUGAAUGUUCACGACAGGCCUGUUAGUGGAGCUGCUAAGAAUAUCCGAACCUCUGUAGCCCCGCCCCCUUACGCAGCGCUGCAC
This is a messenger RNA of Osmerus eperlanus (European smelt), 6172 nucleotides long. Its product is annotated as agrin-like. The record is from RefSeq and is a predicted model, not a curated record. NCBI's taxonomy places the organism in Eukaryota, Metazoa, Chordata, Actinopteri, Osmeriformes, Osmeridae. Gene Ontology annotation, molecular function: calcium ion binding; protein binding.